AUGAUAGAUGAAUUCGGUGUAUCAACCGAUCAACUUACAGAGAGACGUGAAGUACAUCUUCGAAAAAUACCAAACAAAACUAAGCUCGUUGUAGCUGGUUUAUUAGCACUCAUCAUCGUUCUCAUUAUUGUUUCUAUUAUCGGUUGGACACAAUCUUUAUGGCUCAAACAUACAUCAUCUCCUGCUGUGUUGGUUCAUUAUGGAGACCAAACAAUCGGUUCACCACCUGUUCUACCUAAUGAUGGUCCUUACGUUCAAUGGACAUUUCUUCAUAUGAACGAUGUCUACGAACUACUUCCGUUGGAUAAUGGGAGAAAAGGAGGUUUGGCGAGGGUUGCAACGGUACGUAAGAAACUAUUGGAAGAAAAUCCUCAUACUUACACAUUUCUAGCUGGUGAUCUUGUAUCACCAUCGGCACUAAGUCAAGCAAACGUUAACGGAACAGAAUUAAAUGGUAAACAAAUGAUAUUUGGUAUGAAUGCGUUGGGUAUUGAUUACAUGACUUUUGGUAAUCAUGAAUUUGAUUUGAAGCGAAAUGAUCUUCUUCAACGAAUGUCAGAGUCAAAUUUUACAUGGAUAGGGACGAAUGUUUUCAAUCUAGCAACCACAUCCAUGUUCGGUAAAUCUGUUCCCUAUAAAUUAUUAACAGUCAAUAAUGUACGCAUUUUGAUAUUUUCAAUAACAACCGAUAUGAAUAUGGGUGGUUCUACACCCUACGUGACAAUUGUAAAUUCGACAUCAUUGAAAUCAUUUAUUCAACAGUUCUUGUCAUCAUUACAAAUUCAAUAUGAUGUUCUCAUAGCAUUGACACAUGUUGAAGUUAAAACAGAUAUUAUGUUGGCAGAGAAUGUGCCAAAUAUUAGUAUUAUUAUGGGUGGUCAUGAACACGAAAAUUAUUAUUUAAUUCGUGGUCAGUACAAUACGCCAAUCUUCAGAGCGGAUGGUAAUGUUUUUAGUGUUUUUAUUCAUCGUUUUGCUUAUAAUUCCAACACAAAAUUAUUACGUUUAUACAGUACUUUAACUCGAAUAACACCCGAUAUUCCCGACGAUAAUCAAACAGCUUCAGUUUCUAAUUAUUGGUUUUCUUUGGGUAUGAAUGCAUUUAUUCAUGAUGGAUUUCAACCAAAUGAGACUAUCACUCGGUUACCUGAUAAUGUCGAAUUAGAUGGACGAUCAUCAUCGAUUAGAUAUUUUCCAACAUUAUUAUCGGAUCUUAUUUGCAAAAGUAUUUUGAACGAAACGAAUGCAACGAUAGGGCUUUAUAAUACAGGUGCAAUUCGUUUAGACGAUGUUCUUACCGGUGCGAUAACUCAAUAUGAUAUACUGCGAACAGUACCAUUUAAAAAUUUUGUUGUUAAAUUAAAUGUAACAGGCAAGAUACUUUCAAAAGUUCUCACCUAUGGAGCAACAUUACAAGGAGACGGGAUGUUUUUAUCCUUUUGUGGUGUACGAUCAUCUGAUAAAAAUAAUUGGUUUUUAGAAGUUGACGGAACAACGAAUAUUGCCGAAAAUAACAACACUUAUAUUUUAGCUACUCUUGAUUAUACUAAAAAUGCAACAGAUCUGAAUGAUAUAAGUGUUGUUCUCUUGAACACGUAUGAAGUGAUAGCUCUUGCUGUUAUUCGAUAUUUGAAAAUAGUGUAUCCUAGAUAA
This is a messenger RNA of Didymodactylos carnosus, 1653 nucleotides long. The record is from the annotation of a GenBank genome assembly. NCBI's taxonomy places the organism in Eukaryota, Metazoa, Rotifera, Eurotatoria, Philodinida, Philodinidae.